Messenger RNA from Protobothrops mucrosquamatus (brown spotted pit viper), 2172 nucleotides. RefSeq lists its product as uncharacterized. Gene Ontology annotation, molecular function: nucleic acid binding. Gene Ontology annotation, biological process: DNA integration. The record is from RefSeq and is a predicted model, not a curated record. The transcript is spliced from 7 exons. The annotation marks the transcript as partial. Lineage: Eukaryota; Metazoa; Chordata; Lepidosauria; Squamata; Viperidae.
AUGGCAAAGGUCGGGAAGAUCAAAGAAUUCAAAGUAACUCACCCGGAGAGAUGGGCGUCCUACAUCUCCUGUGUUGAAAAUUACCUCCACGCCAACCAGGUCGCUGAAGAUGGAUUGAAGGCCACGACACUCCUCUGCAUGUGCAGCCCCACCACCUUCGACAUUGCAGAGAACCUGGUCGCCCCGGCGCCACUCGAGUCGGUCACCUACGGAGACUUGAAAAAAAAGCUCCAAGACCACUUCAAGCCCAAGUUAUCCAUUAUAGCGUGGAGGCACGCUUUUGAGCAACGAGAGCAACAACCUGUGGUGAAAGGUGAAGCCACAGUAAAAGUCAGCUUCAAAGAGUUUGAGGGCCCCCUCAACAUUGUGGUCGUUGAAGGCCAGCGCACCAGUUUGAUUGGGCUGGACUGGGUUGAUGCCCUGGGCAUCCGAGUAACCGGCAUCAACCACACACAAACAGCUGACCUAACGGCUGUGUGCCAGGAAUUUGCUGAUAUCGGACUCGAUUGGUUUGAGGCCUUGGGAAUACAAGUAACAGGGCUACAUAAAUUGCAAACAGAGACCCUUGCAGACGUAUGCAAGGAGUUUGCAGAUGUGUUCAGUUCUGAACUAGGGUCCUACACAGGACCUCCUGUUUCACUUAAGCUAGAUCCAACGGUACAGCCCAUCAGGGUUAAACCUAGGAGAGUACCAUUUGCUCUUAAGAGUAAGAUUGAUGCUGAACUGGACAAGUUGCUCCAGCAAGGCAUUCUAGAGCCUGUAGAUUCCAGCCCGUGGGAAACCCCCAUUGUAACGCCUUUAAAGGAAAACGGGGACAUCCGGAUUUGUGCUGACUACAAGUGCACUCUAAACAAGGCCCUACAGCAACAUGCUUACCCUGUGCCUGUAGUGAGCCACAUUCUAGCUUCUCUCAAGGAAGGAAAAUUUUUUGCUAAGCUUGAUCUGGUUCAAGCAUAUCAACAGCUGCCUGCUGAUGAUGCAGCAGCUGAGGCCCAAACUAUUGUCACCCAUCGGGGGGCUUUCAAGGUGAAGAGGUUACAGUUUGGGGUGAAUGUCGCUCCUGGCAUUUUUCAGAGUGUAAUGGAAAACACCCUGAGGGGUAUUCCUGGCGUGUGUCCUUAUUUUGAUGAUGUUCUCAUCGCAGGUGACUCUCCACAAAUGCUGGCUGAGCGCCUUGCUUACCACAAGCCUUUGCUGGGGUUAUUCACUACAUCCAAACAAACACCUCGCAUCCUGUCCCCUCGUAUGCUGCGUUGGUCCAUCUUCCUGUCAGCUUAUGACUAUUCACUGGUCCACAAGCCUGGUAAGGAAAUGGGUCAUGCAGAUGCACUGAGUAGGCUGCCAUUGCCUACUGUGGAGCCAGAUCCCACUCCUGCUGUACACAUAUUGUCCAUUCAGGAGUUGCCUGAGUCAGCAUUGGGGUCAGGGUCAGUGGCUGCUGAAACUGCCACUGACCACACGCUCAAACGCGUGCUGUCAUGGGUCCUGUCAGGUUGGCCUGAUAGGUGCCCUGCGGAGGAUUUCCAACGUUUUUGGGUCAAGAGGCACGAGUUGUCCACUUUCAAUGGCUGCCUCCUCUGGGGAUCGAGAGUUGUGAUUCCGGCCUCCUUGAGGGCUAGAAUCUUGAUUUCAUUACAUGAAGGCCACCCGGGAAUUGUCAGGAUGAAAGCACUUGCGCGCAGCCAUCUGUGGUGGCCUGGCAUUGAUCGGGCCAUCGAGGCCCAGGUACAUGGGUGUCAUGCAUGCCAGCAGUCCAGGCCUGAAAUGCCCCAGGCCCCUGUGCACAGGUGGGAGGAAACACACACUCCAUGGUCUAGAAUACAUGUAGAUUACGCUGGGCCCUUUCAGGGACAAUUCUUCCUGGUUGUUGUUGAUAGCCACUCCAAGUGGCUGGAGGUCGUGCCUGUGUCUUCUACCACAGCUGCCAAGACUAUUCAAGUGUUGAGAAACAUUUUUGCUGCACACGGGCUGCCAGAUGUUCUGGUGUCAGAUAACGGUCCUCAAUUUACUUCUACUGAGUUUCAGGGAUUCCUACAGGCGAACAUGAUCCGCCACGUUGCUUCGGCUCCUUUCCAUCCUUCCACCAACAGUCUGGCUGAACGGAUGGUCCACAUCGCCAAGGACGCCCUCAAGAAACUUCAUCGGCUCGUGACUAAAUUGGACAGGCUGCAU